AUGGGAUGGGCGGGGGGUGGGGACCGGGGGCAGCUGGGGCGUGGAUCCGUGCCCCUCCUCCCCGUGCCACUGCCUCCUCUUUCUCCUCCUCCGGGUCGGGGACCUGGGGGAGGGAGGGUCUCCAUCUUCUCUCUGGCCCCUGCACCUCACACAAAAAGCACGCCUUCCUCAGCUCCUCCUUCAGCCCUGGGGCCCCCCUACCCAGCGGUGCAGGCCCCAGGGGCUUCUCAGCCUCGCUAUAGUACCCUCCCCACUCCCGCUACCCCCACCACGCCCCGGCCCGCGAUGAUGCCCAUCUCUGCUCCCCAUUCCUGGGGUUCCCACCCUGCCCCUGCCCCAUGCCGAUGCCCCCAGGACCCUCCUGGGCUGCGGAGAGGCCCUCUGAUCCCUGAGCAGGAUUCUGAGAGGCUGGAGGACUGUGACCCUGAGGGGUCCCAAGAUUCAGCCCUCCAUGGGGAGGGGCAGCAGCCCCUGCUUCACGUGCCUGAAGGGCUCCGAGGCUCCUGGCACCACGUCCAGAACCUGGACAGCUUCUUCACCAAGAUGUACAGCUACCACCAGAGGAGUGGCUUUGCCUGUAUCCUGCUGGAGGAUGUCUUCCAGCUGGGACGAUUCAUUUUCAUUGUCACCUUCACAACCUUCCUUCUUCGCUGCGUGGAUUACAGCGUUCUCUUUGCCAACCAACGAAAAAACCGAACAAGACCUGGGUCGCUCCACAGCAAAGUGACCUUGUCAGAUGCUAACCUACCCUCAUCCCAGUGUGCCCAGCGGUGAGUGACAGAUCCGCUCCUGCUUGUCUUCCUGCUGAUCCUGGCGGCUGCCGUCUGGCUCUUCCAGCUGCUUCGCUCGGUCUGCAAACUCUUCAGCUACUGGGACAUCCAGGUGUUUUCCAGGGAGGCCCUGCACAUCCCCCCAGAGGAGCUCAGCUCGGUGCCCUGGGCCGAGGUGCAGUCCCGCCUCCUGGCGCUGCAGAGGAGCGGAGGGUUGUGCGGGCAGCCGAGGCCGCUGACGGAGCUGGACGCCCACCACCGCAUCCUGCGCUACACCAACUACCAGGUGGCGCUGGCCAACAAGGGCCUGCUGCCGGCCCGCCGCGCCGUGCCCCGGGGAGGCAGGGCGGCCUUCCUCAGCUGCGGCCUGGCGCCCAUCGAUCUGCUCCUCUCCCGCGGGCCCUUCUCGUUCUUCCGCGGCGGCUAGGAGCUGCCCGACGCCUACAAGCGCAGCGACCGGCGGGCCGCCCUGGCCGCGCGCUGGCGGCGCACGGUGCUGCUGCUGGCGGCCGUGAACCUGGCGCUGAGCCCGCUGGUGCUGGCCUGGCAAGUGCUGCACGCCCUCUACAGCCGCGCUGAGCUGCUGCGGCGCGAGCCCGGCGCGCUGGCGACGCGCCGCUGGUCCCGCCUGGCCCGCCAGCAGCUGCGCCACUUCAACGAGCUGCCGCACGAGCUGCGCGCGCGCCUGGCCCGCGCCUCCCGCCCCGCCGCCGCCUUCCUGCGCGCCCCCGCGCCCGUGCUCGCGCUGAAGAAGAAGCUCGUCUUCUUCGCCGGCGCGCUCUUCGCCGCGCUGCUCGUGCUCACCGUCUACGACAAGGAUGUGCUCUACGUGGAGCACGUGCUCACCGCCAUGACCGCGCUCGGGAUAGUGGCCACGCCCUCUAGGUCUUUCAUUCCGGGCGGGCAGGGCCAAGGUCGUUCGCCGCAAAUCCUGCUGCCGGCGGCCUUGGCGCACACGCACUACCUCCCGGAGGAGACCGGCCCUGCCGGCAGGACCAGCUCUUACCGGCAGAUGGCGCGGCUGCUGCAACACCGAGCGGUCUCCCUCACGGAGGAGCUCCUGUCCCCUGUCCUCGCCCCACUGUUUCUGCUCUUCUGGUUUCGCCCUGGCGCCUUGGAGAUCAUUGACUUUUUUCGUCACUUCGCUGUAGAUGUGGCCGCGGUUGGGGACAUCUGUUCCUUUGCCCUUAUGGAUGUGAAGCGCCAUGGCCACCCUCAGGUAAGAGCCUGUCCCUGGCUAAAAGAGGGACAGACAGAGGCCUCACUGUCUGAGCGGGCUGAGGACGGGAAGACUGAGCUCUCAUUGAUGAGGUUCUCCCUGGUUCAUCCACAACGGUGCCCCCCAAGCCACAGCUCCAAGUUCCUGGGGCACCUUCGAGGCCGGGUGCAACAAGAUGCAGCCGCCUGGGGCGCCAGCUCGGUUCGCAGCCCCCCCAGCCCUGGGAUCCUCAGCAGCUCUUCCUCCCCUCUGCCGGAGGCCUUCCCGGCCAACCUCUCGAUGCAGCCCCUCGUGCCCCCCCAGGACCUGAGCCCCGUAGUCCCCUGCCCAGCUGCAGCCACGGCCAGCCUCCUGGCCUCGAUUUCCCGAAUGACCCAGGACUCAAGCUGUGUGUCCCCAGGAGGCAGUGGGGGCCAGAAGCUGGACCAGCUCCCAGAGCUUGUGUCUGCUGAUCUCCACGCCAUUUACCUGCACCAGCUCCAUCGGCAGCAGCAGCAGGAACUGUGGGGCGAGGCUUCAGCCUUCUCCCUGUCCAGGCCCUGGGCCAGCCCGCCGCAGACACUCUCCCUGGAUGAGGAGAAGCCAUCCUGGUCCAGUGAUGGCUCCAGUCCUGCUUCCAGCCCCAGACAGCAGUGGAGAACCCAGAGGACCCAGAAUCUGUUCCGUGGAGGGUUUCAGGAGCCCACAGACACCCAGAAGGAGCCUGGCCAGGCCACUAGCACUGACUGAGAGGGCUGCUCACGGCCAGUAUUGUCUAACUGGGGUGGAGGCAGGGCAACGAGUAGGACACUGGGUGGACUCAGACUCAGAGGUAUGGGAACAGUGGUGGGAAUUUGGGGUGAUGGGGAUGGUCAUCUCUGGAACCUAAACCCCUGGACUGCUUGUCAAGAGUUUUUCCUCCCCCAGGUUCCCUGGCUUCUUCUCCAGCCACAGGAGAUCGGGUGAGGUAGAGUGGAAGGGCAUGCCGAGCCCUCUUUAAAGACCCCCACGGAUGCUUUAGCUGGGCGGAACUUGGGAGUCAAUGAGGAACUCGCCCCGGAGAAGAGAGAAAGGGUAGGAGAGGAGAUGCCCAAGGCAUCGGGAAACAUGUCUUAGAGACAGUCCUCACACGGAGGGGCUAAGAGACAACUAUCUGUCCUGGAGUGGUCGCCUGGGAGGAAGUACCCAAGUGACCUCACGUUGGAGGGAAGAGCCAAGAUGGAAGCCAAGCUGCACAUAAGGGAGCCAUGAGGGGCUGGACCCAAAAGGCAGUAGGUUCUUUUUUUUUUUUUUUUGCGGUACGUGGGCCUCUCACUGUUGUGGCCUCUCCCGUUGCGGAGCACAGGCUCCGGACGCGCAGGCUCAGCGGCCAUGGCUCACGGGCCCAGCCGCUCUGCGGCAUGUGGGAUCUUCCCGGACCGGGGCAUGAACCCGCGUCUCCUGCAUCGGCAGGUGGACUGUCAACCACUGCGCCACCAGGGAAGCCCCAGUAGGUUCUUUGGACACAUCUGGACUUUAGGUUUCCAUGGGACUUGCGGAAGGUCAUGGGGACUGGGGGUGGGAAGACUAGAGAGGCCUGACGUUUUCGGAGUUCACGUUGCUGUGACAUCUGAGGAAGUGGGUCUGGCCCCUCGUCCUGUCCGAAACAAGCAGUAAAGUUUGCUCAUGGCUGUGCUGCACAGCUUUGCGACCUUAGUCCUGGAAUCCCCACUCCUGUCAGCUGACGACUGCACCUGCUUCUCAGUCCAGAUCAGGGAGCAACACAGAACUGCCCGUGAUUGGCUGGGGACCACCACUGUUCUCCAGGACUCCCUGUCAAAGAAUUACCACCUCCACACUGUCUGCACGAGUUCAAAGACAAAGCUUGUCAUUCAUUCUGUAACUGUAAUUGACGGCGCUGGGUUAGGCAUCUUAGUAGCUCUCAUAACUUCUGAUCUGGUCUCUUAUGGUGAAUCUUCAGUAAUAAAUAUUUCAAUGAUUUAGA
Orcinus orca (killer whale) is the source of this 3952-nucleotide messenger RNA. It is a transcript of the gene ATG9B, whose product is annotated as autophagy related 9B. The record is from RefSeq and is a predicted model, not a curated record. Lineage: Eukaryota; Metazoa; Chordata; Mammalia; Artiodactyla; Delphinidae. Gene Ontology annotation, biological process: protein localization to phagophore assembly site; autophagy of mitochondrion. Gene Ontology annotation, cellular component: autophagosome; phagophore assembly site.